AUGAGCCAAAUGAAGGGCUUCCCAGAUGCCUUCAUGUUGGAAGUUCGGGAGAUGAGAGGGAGGCGUGCGGUGCUGGCCCUGGGCGCGUUCUCUGUGGUGCCCAUGCUCCUCUCUCUGGUACUCCUCGGUCUGCUCUCCAGGAAUCGGCCUCUGCAGGGUCUAUCUGUCCCGAUGCCUGGGGUCCUGUACAGGAGCAAACGGUGGCGUGAACCGCGUUGGUGCCACCCGGAAGGUCUGCAUCUCUUGGAUCGCCCGGGAAUAGUCACGGCACUCGCUUCCUUUCCGGGAUCCGGAAACACCUGGCUACGAUAUCUCCUUCAGCAGGCGACAGGUUAUAUGACGGGAAGUGUGUACUCAACUGACAUGUAUCUACGCGACCACGGCUUCCCGGGCGAGGGGAUCCAAAACGGGUCUGUCUCCGUGGUGAAGACCCACGAAGGGGAUUGGGACGGUUUUGACCGGGCCCUGCUGCUGAUCCGGGAUCCGGGACCGGCCAUCCAGGCCGAGUUCAACCGGCGCUACGCCGGACACCUCAGACGCGCGCCGGAAGAAGCGUUCCGGCGCCAGGACGGGCGAGGUCAGUCCAAUAUGUACAUCUUGAGAAAGGUCAAUCGAACUCAGUAA
Molecule: messenger RNA, 624 nt
Organism: Darwinula stevensoni
Lineage: Eukaryota; Metazoa; Arthropoda; Ostracoda; Podocopida; Darwinulidae
Source: the annotation of a GenBank genome assembly